Phytophthora sojae is the source of this 1359-nucleotide messenger RNA. RefSeq lists its product as hypothetical. The record is from RefSeq and is a predicted model, not a curated record. The coding region runs from base 1 to 1359 and encodes 452 amino acids. The transcript has a single exon. Lineage: Eukaryota; Oomycota; Peronosporomycetes; Peronosporales; Peronosporaceae. Gene Ontology annotation, molecular function: acyltransferase activity, transferring groups other than amino-acyl groups.
AUGGCAACGCCUCCAACCUCCUCCGACGUUCUACUGCCUCUGUCGCCCAUGGACGCGGUGAUGCACAGCUUCGGCUUCGUGAUCCUCUACAUCUUCCCACCACCGGUAGAGCCCCCCCACGACCUCGACAAGCUGCAGUCGUCCUUCCUCUCUGCUGUGAACGAAGACUACCCGAUCUUCAUCGGAGAGCUGUACCUGGACCCCAGUACGGGGGUCGUCAACGUGAAGCAGACGGCGGAGUCCCAGCGAAAGGGGGCGAAGGGGAUCCGCUUCGAGACGAAUUCCAGCAGCCCCUUGACGACGGAGCAGGCGAUGCAGAAGCGUUCGUGGGAUUUGAUGCCAACGACCCGAGGCAAGACGGAGCUCAUGUGUGUGAAGGGCUCGCUGCUGGCCGACGGAGGGUUGGCGAUCGGGGUGGACGCCAGCCACACGCUGGUGGAUGGGGAGGGCAUGUUCACCUUUAUGACAGUGUGGGGGCAGCACUAUAGUGGCGUCAAGAAGGAGGACCGACUGGUUGUGUGCCAUGACAGGCACUUGCAACAGGGAACGGGUACACCAUCGACCAUGCAGCACCCGGAGUUUCGAGUGGUUGAAACUGCGUCUGGAGGUGAAGCUGAAGCUGAAGUCAACGGUGGAGAAGCUCCAGCUCCGCCGUCCACAGACCACCACUUGUUUCACUUUACGCCCCAGAUGAUGAAGAAGAUCAAGGAAGUCGCGACGCGCGGUGGGUUGUCUGUUAGUGAGGAUGCAGGCGUGUCGUACGUGAGUACUACGGACUCCAUCACGGCGCUCUUCACUGUGUUGAUCUCGCGAGCGCGCGGCCACGGGCACGGCGUGAAAAUUACGACUGGCGUCAAUGCUCGACGUCGCAUGGAGCCGCCUUUACCAGCAAAUUACGUUGGGAAUGUCAUUUUCAACGCGCUAUCGACCUACAAGAACGGCGAGUUGCAGCCUGAUGAAGACGAAGCGGACGACGUUGUCUCGCCAGCAAAGCUGGGGAAGAUAGCAAGGCGCGUCCGUGCAUCGAUCCUCGAGCGCAACGGCGAGUAUCUCCGAGAUGCCAUCAACUUUCUGACCGAGCAGCGCAACAUUUCUGCUGUGCAGGUUGGCACCAACUUCUUUUUCGGCCAGGACCUCAUGUUCACGUCUUGGGUGCACAUGGGUAUGUACAACGCGGAGUUUGGCGGCACUCGGCCGUGGUAUGCUUGCGUCCCCAAACUGCCGUGCUACGAUGGGUUCGUCAUGAUCACGGAGGCCCAGAAGGGCGGCGAUGGGGUUGACGUCGGCGUGUUCCUCGAGUGCACAGCAAUGGAGAAGCUUCAGAAAAUGUUUCAAGAGGUGAAGUACCUCCACGACUGA